Messenger RNA from Heterotrigona itama, 1705 nucleotides. The record is from the annotation of a GenBank genome assembly. NCBI's taxonomy places the organism in Eukaryota, Metazoa, Arthropoda, Insecta, Hymenoptera, Apidae.
UUUCAGACUCUGAGACACGAAGUCCCAUUUCGUAUCUGAUCUAUUCUAUCUUUAGUCAAUGAUGCAACAUGCAAAUGACUUUCAAAAGGUAAAUACAAGAAAAAACAUUAGAUAUCUAAUCAAUUUCUAAUUCUUAGUUAAUGGUAAUGCCAAGAAAUAUUUGAAGUUUGACAGUUUGUACAUUUUGAUUGGUUCACGCAUACUUUAAUAAUUGGUCCUUAUCUGGUUUUACGAAAAAAAAGAAAAGAGUAAAAUAGAUUUUUGAAAUCUUAAUAACACAAACCGACAUUUGAAUAAUCAGUACUGUUCAGAAUACUCAGAAAGAAAUGUUGAUUAGAAAUUUGAUGAGCCAAAAAGCAUAUUUAUGCCAGAUUUAAGAUACGACGUGAGAUAUGGGUUGAAUCAUGAAUCGCGCAAAAUGCAAGUUACAUAUUUAUAAAAUCAUAUAUUUACCGUCUACAAUAAACACAGUAUAUAAAAGUUACAUAAUAUGAAUAAUAAUGAAAUAUUGUAUAUAUUGAAAAUAUAUAAUUUAUUUAUUAAUUUUGCAGGUAAAUGAUUUAUUUAAUUUGAAUAAUGUAAGAAGUAAAUGAUAUAAAAGAUAUAAUUAUGAUUGGCUGCUCUAAAUUAUUUGUACAAACUAAUAGAUAAAGUAUUAAUAUGACUUCACAAAAUGUCUCGUUAAAAUCAUUAUUAACACUUAAUAAUAAUGAUUUUAAAGAGUUUGUUUGUGGCUGGGGAGCUGCAGUAAUUAAUGUAUCUAUUACCUUUCCAAUUAACAAAAUAGUAUUUAGACAGAUUUUGGAAGAUGUUCCAGCCAACAUUGCAUUUCAACAGAUAUCCAGAGAAGGGAUAAGAUUAAUAUAUCGUGGAAUUUUACCACCUCUUUGCCAAAAAACUCUUUCGGUUAGUGUAAUGUUUAGUAUGUACGAAGGUUGCAAGGAACGUUUGUGCACAUUAACAAAUAAUGAUAUAUUAACUAGAAUAAUAGCAGCGCAUUUUGCUGGUACUGUUGAGGCUAUACUUAUGCCGCUUGAAAGAGUACAAACAUUGUUGCAAGAUUGGCGAUAUCAUAAUAAGUUAAAAAAUACUUCGCAUGCAUUUAAAUAUUUACUAAAAAAUUAUGGUAUAUCGGAAUGUUAUCGUGGAUUAGUUCCAAUUAUAUAUAGAAAUAGUUGUUCCAAUCUUAUGUUUUUUAUUCUCAAAGAACAAUCGAAACAAUACGUAGGUGAACAAGAAUCAUUAUUUACAAGUUUUAUUAAUGGUGCUUUAAUAGGUGGUCUCACAAGUACUAUAUUUUAUCCGAUGAAUGUAAUAAAAAUUCAUAUGCAGUCAAAAAUAGGUGGUAAUUUUGAGAAAUUUAUGACAAUUACUCGUGAAAUAUAUGUUGAAAGAAACAGAAGUGUAAUGUCAUUUUAUAAGGGUGCGCAUUUAAACUGUAUGAGAUCAUUUAUAAGUUGGGGAGUUAUAAAUGCAUCUUAUGAUUUUCUAAAAACAAUCAUGUUUUCACAAUAACUUAUGUUAAAAGUAUUUAAAUUUAUCUCUAAGAAAGAUAUCUCUACAUUAUUUGAUGUAUAAUUUUACCAAUGACAUUUUUUGAUUAAACCUAUUUAUCGCACAUUUUUUCUUAUAGUAAAAUAUGAAAAUCAUGUAAAGGAAAUAAAAAUUUUGGUAUUAUAAUAAUGUUAUGAAAUCAUGUUUUUUU